AUGGAGGCCACGAGUGCGCAGACGACGAGCGUCGCGGAGCCCCCCCACGUAUCGGGCCAGUCCAACAAGCCGCUUUCCCGGCCGGCUCACGGGCUGUCGAGUGACGAGGUGCUGCGGGAGCUGCAGUCCGACCCUGCCCGCGGCCUCACGGGCGAGGACGCGGCUCGUCGGCUCGUCGAGCUGGGCAAGAAUGAGCUGGACAGGAAGGAGGGCGUCCAGCCGUUGGCCAUCUUCUUGGAGCAAAUCUUCAACGCCAUGACUCUGGUCCUGCUGUUGGCUCUGGGCGCCAGCUUCGGCAUCAAGGCCUGGAUCGAGGGCGGCAUCCUCGCCGGCAUCAUCGUGCUCAACAUCUUCAUCGGCUUCUUCCAGAGCCUGCACGCCGAAAAGACCAUCGACUCGCUCCGCACCCUCGGAUCCCCGACGUGCAGCGUGUAUCGCGAGGGCGACACCGUCAAGAUCCAGACCGCAGAGGUCGUCCCCGGCGACAUCGUCGACCUCGGCACGGGCGACUCGGUCCCGGCCGACAUACGGCUCCUCGAGGCCGUCAACCUCGAGGCCGACGAGGCGCUCCUCACGGGCGAGUCGGCGCCCAUUGCCAAGAACCCAGCGCUCGUGUUCGACGACGACACCGGGCCGGGCGACCGCCUCAACGUCGUCUAUAGCUCCACCAUCAUCACAAAGGGCCGUGGCCGCGGCGUCGUGUUCGCGACGGGCAUGUUCACGGAGAUUGGGCUCAUUGCCAGUGCAUUGCAUGGCGGCGGCCGCGACGAAAAGGCAGUCGUGGAAGAGAGCAAGACGCCGCUCACAUACGUCAGGCGCUGCUGCAGAGCCAUCGUCAAGUGGCUCGGAGAGUUCCUCGGCCUCACCCACGGGACGCCGCUGCAGCGCAAGCUCGCGCAGCUGUUCCUGUGGCUCUUUGCCUUUGCCAUCAUCUGCGCCAUCGUCGUUCUCGGCGCCAACAGGUUCGACACGCGCCAGGACGUCAUCCUCUACGCCGUCACGACCGCCAUCGGCACGAUCCCCGUGUCGCUGCUCCUCGUCCUCACGGUGACCAUGGCUGCCGGGACGAAGAAGAUGGUGGAGAGAAACGUCAUCAUGCGGAACCUGCAGAGCCUGGAGGCGCUGGGCGGCGUGACCAACAUUUGCUCCGACAAGACCGGCACCAUCACGCAGGGCCAGAUGGCGGUUAGGAAGGCCUGGCUGCCGGGGCUCGGCACGUACUCUAUCGACACGGGCAACGAGGUGUACAACCCGACCGUGGGCAGCGUGUCGCUCCAAGAGAAGCAGCCAAGAGAUAUCGACGGGGCAGAAAAGGCGGCCGAAACGCCACAACAGAGCAUCUCUCCCCUCGACGAGCCGGAGGUCAAACCCGUGCUGCAGUGGUAUCUCAACGUCGCCUCUCUCGCCAACCUGGCCACGCUGGAGCGGGUCGACGAAACGAGCGAGGAUUCGGAAAAGCCGGGCACCACGUGGAAGGCCCGAGGUGCUCCUACAGAGAUCGCCAUCGAGGUGUUUGCGGCUCGGUUUGGGUGGAACCGCGUGAAGCUCUCCGAGGGCUCUGGAGCGAAAUGGACGCACCUUGCCGAGUUCCCGUUUGACUCGGAUGUGAAGAAGAUGUCUGCGCUGUUCCGGGAAGCUCAUUCACAGGAGACUCACAUCUUCACCAAGGGAGCGGUCGAGCGCGUCUUGGACAGCUGCAACCGUAUUGCCCAAGGCGAUACCAUCGACGCUUUGACCGACGCAGUGAAGACAGACAUCCUCGCCAACAUGGAGGCUCUAGCCAGCCAAGGGCUGCGCGUCCUAGCCCUAGCUCACAAGCCCGUUCACGAACCAGUCUCCUCCCAGCCAUCAGACUUCACCCACCACUCUACUGUGGCGAGCCACAACCGGGAGUCGCUGGAGCAGGACCUCAUCUUCCGCGGUCUCAUCGGCAUCUACGACCCUCCGCGGCCCGAGUCGCUGCCCAGCGUGCGCGCCUGCCAGGGGGCCGGCAUCGUCGUGCACAUGCUCACGGGGGACCACCCGCAGACGGCGCGCGCCAUCGCCACCGAGGUCAGCAUCCUGCCGCCGGCGGACCAGAUGCGCCUGCUCCCCGCGGACGUGGCGCGCUCGCUGAUGAUGACGGCGCACCAGUUCGACGCGCUCUCGGACGAGCAGAUCGACGCGCUGCCGCAGCUGCCCCUCGUGGUGGCGCGCUGCGCGCCGAGCACAAAGGUCCGCAUGAUCGAGGCGCUGCACAGGCGCGAUCGGUACGUCGCCAUGACGGGUGACGGCGUCAACGAUAGUCCCAGCCUGAAGCGGGCGGACAUUGGCAUCGCCAUGGGGACCGGCUCGGACGUGGCCAAGGAGUCGUCGGAUAUCAUUCUCACCGACGAUAACUUUGCCUCGAUCCUCAACGCGGUCGAGGAAGGGCGUCGCAUCUUUGAUAACAUACAAAAGUUUAUCCUGCACGUCCUCGCCGCCAACAUUGGGUUCGUGGUGGCGCUCCUUACGGGGCUGGCUUUUAAGGACGCCUCGGGCGUGUCCGUCUUCCUCCUCACACCCGUGGAGAUUCUCUGGAUGCUCAUGGGCACGGGAGCCUUUUGCGAGACGGGCCUCGGGUUCGAAAAGGCGGUGCCCGACAUCCUCAACCGUCCCCCACACGACCUCAAAUACGGCGUCUUCAGCCCCGAGUUCCUCCUCGACAUGGUCGCCUACGGGCUCCUCAUGGCCUGCUGCACCAUCGGCUCCUUCACCGUCGUCAUCUUCGGCUUCGACGACGGCAACCUCGGCGCCAACUGCAACAACGCCUACUCGGCGGCCUGCAACGACGUGUUCCGCGCGCGCGCCACGUGCUACACCACCAUGACGUGGAUCUUCCUGCUCUUCGCGUGGGAGCUCAUCGACGCGCGCCGCUCGCUCUUCUACAUGCCCCGCGGGGUCCGCGCCUGGGCGCGGCACCUCUGGGGCAACCGCUUCCUCUUCUUCUCCGUCACCGUCGUCUUCUUCGUCGUCUUCGGCACGCUGUACAUUCCCGUCAUCGAUCACGUCGUCUUCAUGCACACGGGGAUUAGCUGGGAGUGGGGCGUCGUGUUCGUCGCCGUGGUGGUGUUUAUGCUCGGCGCGGAGGCGUGGAAGUGGGCUAAGAGGGUGUAUGUGAGGAGGAGGGCGGCGCGGAAUAGGGGGAGCGAGGGGCAUUGGGCUGGCGUUGCGUGA
Molecule: messenger RNA, 3195 nt
Organism: Purpureocillium takamizusanense
Lineage: Eukaryota; Fungi; Ascomycota; Sordariomycetes; Hypocreales; Ophiocordycipitaceae
Exons: 4
Coding region: 1-3195 (1064 amino acids)
Biological process (GO): calcium ion transmembrane transport; intracellular calcium ion homeostasis
Cellular component (GO): plasma membrane
Molecular function (GO): ATP hydrolysis activity; ATP binding; P-type calcium transporter activity
Source: RefSeq, a predicted model, not a curated record